UUCAACCUAAAUUCACCUCAGACAACCACUGCAAUAACAUCUGCCGCUUUAAUCAUUGCUAUUUCAUAUCUUGGCAAGUACCUGCUUGAUCAGAAAUGCCCCAAGAUACCUAUACUCCAAGUUCCCAAAUCGAGCGCUUGCAGGAACCUUGUGGAAAGCAAGCCCAACGAAAGCGCACCUGCGAUCCCGUGGGGGACGGCGAAGGCAGGCUUUCUCCCAUCGUGGUCAGGGUCAAAGAAUACACACUGGACUUCCACGUUCACUGCAAUUCAGAUUGAGGUGCCGGUGGAGUUAUUAGCGGGCUAUCGCAGUACGCAAACGGGUGGUAAAGAUCUUGACACGCAAGACCUUGUGCAAAACUUCCUAGCCGCAUUCCUAGAUGCACGAGCGAACGGCCUGGAUGGAUGGUUACUAGACCGCUGCGUUCCACCACUUUCGUUUGAACCUGGCAGUCACCUUUUUGGAACAGAGGGGGGUCUCGUUGCAUACAUGCUUGGAAGCUGGAGCUCAUCCAAAAAGAUACCUUUCAUACCAUCAGCGCUACCUGUUGACGCUGUGGAGCCUGUCUCACACUUCCCGUCAAACGAACGAAUCAUUGAGGAGAGUCUCGAUGCAGCUGGCGCAAUAUUUUAUUGGAAAUGUCCCACGGCCAUCACAAGGGCGAUUGAUAAGGUAGCCUCGUAUGGCUGUCCAUGGCGAUUAAUGGAAGGCGGGUAUCAAGAGUUCAUCGUUGAAAGGUUAUCAGGGGAUACGGCGAGAGUGACGUACGUAACGGUGGAAUGCUCCAGCCUCCAUCCCAGAAAUCAAGUCAAUGAAAGUUAUAAGAUCAUGCCACGGCUGUUUUAUGAGGCUCAUGUGCUCUAUGCACAGACUCUCAUCAAUAGGACGGUAAGACAGCUUAGGAGA
This is a messenger RNA of Truncatella angustata, 906 nucleotides long. RefSeq lists its product as uncharacterized. The annotation marks the transcript as partial. Lineage: Eukaryota; Fungi; Ascomycota; Sordariomycetes; Amphisphaeriales; Sporocadaceae. The transcript has a single exon. The record is from RefSeq and is a predicted model, not a curated record.